UUCUAAAGAUGCAGCAGCCUGAGCAGAACUCUCUCUCAGAAGAAGGAUUCAAAACCUUCCAGAACUGUCUCUCACGUCAACCAACAACAAACAUACAGCCAGAUGCCUCUGGAAUUCAACCACACAACUCACCAGGGAGACAUAUUUUUAGGUUAGUUCAGAACUGAAUUCUCUUAAAGGAAUAUACUUUUGUGGUUGUGUUUGAGAGUAGUUUAAAUAAAUCCUAAACGUGUGUUUGAUGUAUACCUGGAUGUUGACACUGCUCGUCCUGAGCCUGGGGUUGGGGCAUGCUCAGAGGUCCACCCAGGAAGCCUUCAUGAUGCAGUAUUUUGAGAGGAGGAUUGCCCAACUUGAGGAGCGUCUGAUCAAAUGUGAGCAGAACACCCAGCAGGUGGACCAGAAGAUCUAUGACCUGUCUACAAAGGUGCGUGGCCAGCUGGCUAGCAUGGAGGUGCACCGAACGGAGGUAAAGACUCAGGUGGAUAAUGUAGCCAUGCGGGUGGAGCGAGUGGAGAGGGACGUGGAGUACCUGGAGAAUAAGACCCCUAACCAGCCCCACAUCGAGGUAGAGGAGGCCCUGAUGGAACAGCAGAUGAAAGACACCCAGAAGAAAAUAGUAAAGAUCACACUGGGGACAGACUGCAACAUAGCUCUCACUGGUGUGAAGUCUCUGAAGAUAGUGAAGAAAGCAGGGGACGUCUAUGGAUCCUGGCUGAAAGACCCUACUAAGGGCUCUGCCAAAAUCUAUUUCUUCAGCGGGAAUAAGAACAACACCGUACUGGAGUUUAAAUCCUUGAAGACCUUCACUGAGGGAAGGCUCGCCCAGGCUCAUCCAAUUCAGCUCCCCUUUCCCUGGCAGGGAACUGGCCAUGUGGUCUACAAUGGCUUUCUGUACUAUCACAGGGCAGACACACCCAACCAGAUCUUAAAGGUGCAUCUCCUCAACCGCACUGUGGCCGACAGUAUGCUGCUGCCCGGGGUUGGCCGCCUGCCUACCUACGCCCUCACCACGCACACCUUCCUGGACCUGGCUGUGGACGAACUGGGCCUGUGGGUCAUCUACUCUGACCCAGAGUUUGGGGGCAACCUGGUGAUCACCAAGCUGGACAAGAGCAGCCUGGCUGUGGAGCACACCUGGGACACCACCUGUACGAGCCGUGAUGCAGAGUCAGCAUUCAUGAUCUGUGGAACACUGUACGUGGUGUAUAACUCCCGCUACGGAGGGCGCUCCAGCAUUCAGUGCCUGUACGAUAUCCACGACACCAUCCACAGUGAGGAGAGCCCUGUGCUGUUCUUUCCUAAGCGCUACACCAACCACUACAGUAUGCAUUACCACCCCAAGGACAAGCAGCUGUAUGCCUGGGACGACGGCUACCAGACCAUCUACAAAGUGGACCUCAAGAGCAAGGCUGAAGUCUGACAUGAGUCUACAUUAAACGCUUAUCAGUCAUAGAACCACAGGCGUAUUCAAAACAGAACUAAUUAACAAUGUUCAUAUUCUUAUCAUAAUAGCCAACAAUAAUCCAUUUAAGUUGAGGUAACACAAUACACAGUUUACUCAAGGCCCAUAUUUUCACGUGACUUUCUGCAAGAUUAUAAUAAACUGCAUUUAAAAAGUUGUCUUUCUGGGAGCAAUGUAGUGGUCCGAUGGUUCUUAGUACAAUGUAGUGGUCCGAUGGUUCUUAGUACAAUGUAGUGGUCCGAUGGUUCUUAGUACAAUGUAGUGGUCCGAUGGUUCUUAGUACAAUGUAGUGGUCAGAUGGUUCUUAGCACAAUGUAGUGGUCCGAUGGUUCUUAGUACAAUGUAGUGGUCCGAUGGUUCUUAGUACAAUGUAGUGGUCCGAUGGUUCUUAGUACAAUGUAGUGGUCCGAUGGUUCUUAGUACAAUGUAGUGGUCCGAUGGUUCUUAGUACAAUGUAGUGGUCCGAUGGUUCUUAGUACAAUGUAGUGGUCAGAUGGUUCUUAGUACAAUGUAGUGGUCCGAUGGUUCUUAGUACAAUGUAGUGGUCCGAUGGUUCUUAGUACAAUGUAGUGGUCCGAUGGUUCUUAGUACAAUGUAGUGGUCAGAUGGUUCUUAGUACAAUGUAGUCAGAUGCUUCUUGGAGGUACAGUGACUGAAAAUAAGUUUUUGCCAAUGUGGCACUGUUGAACUGAAUGAGGUGAGAGAGCUCUCCCAAAACAGUAGCUUUUUGCAUAGUCAUACAUGUUUAUGGAGCAACUUUUAUGACCCUGCUGAACACAUCAGAGCUCUAAAGAUUGGAUGUGCCUGUAAAGUAAUGGAAAACAACUCAAUCUGACAUUUCCACAAGCUGAUGGUACUAUUCUAUUAACAGACAAACCAUAUCUUCCUAUUCCUGUUCCUAUAAUAAUUUUGAUAUGAGCUUCUGAUCUUUGUGGUGACUUUGAAAGGCAGUACAUGGCAUGUUAUUAUUGGUGUAUGUAUAUGGCAUAGCAACCACGUGAACAGGCUAAUUGAGCAUGGGCCAAGUGUAGUCAAGUGAGAUUAGGUAGCUAGUAAUAGAGCCCCACAGUUGGUGUCAUAAUACCCAUAAAACCCGAGUGGUCAAACAGGCAAAUGGUUCCAAUCGUUUUUCCACCAAUCAUUAUUCCCAUAGGGAAUUUUAGAAACACUUGGCUAGGCAUACCCUGGCAUGAUGUUUUGAGAACUAUGUAAAUCACUCUCACAAGGUGCCUUGUAUCAAUAUAUUCAGCUCAUUUACUCUCAGAUUACAAAAUGCUAAUUAGCAUCAAAGUAAACAUCAUGCAAGACUACAAAUCCCUGCAAGCUCAUGCACGUCAUCUCUAGCUGACACCUUUGCUAACAGGUAUUGUGUCAAUUUAAAACUUGCACAAGACAGUUCAAAGAAAUGUCAGUUUAAAUAAAUUGUAUUUAUUCAUUACUAAAUGCGUUACUAAAUUAAAAUAAAAUUAUAUGUUAAUCCAGAGAUUCUUACCUUUGCCUUGAUUCGGCAGUCUCCUCCAAAUUAUCAUGGCAUUUGUAGUUCUUUAUGAUAGCCACAUAAACAGCUAAUUAGCAUUUAAUUUUGGGGGGUAGAUACAGGCGACUGUUUUGAUAAAUCACCUUGUCCUAGAGAGAGUUACAUGGUUAUCAAAACGUCACGCCAGGUAAUCCCAUAAGGGAAAAAUGUAUGGUGGAAAAUGAUAGAACCAUUUCCUUGUUUGACUGCUAGGUUUUAUGGGUAUUAUGACUCAUGCUGUGGUAAUCUAACCUGAGAUAUUGUUGCUGUGUUUUUUUGUAUAACUAUGCUUGUCUCACUUAUAAUCAGCAGAUGGCACUGUUGUUAAGAACUUCAGCACAACGCCAGUGAGCCAAGCGUCCAAAUGAUAGGCUGGCUAUAUGUUUUAGUCCAACAGUCCUAGGGUAUAUAAUACUGUGCACGUGCUGGGCCAUGGCAGACUCAACCAAGUGAGAUAAAAAUUUGCACAGAUAAAUCGGGACCCCCCCCCCCAUUUACACAAAAAAGUGUAUUUAUGUGUACACAAAUAGCAUACAGAAGAUGUGAUGAGUUGUAAUAUAUUUAUUACACGUGAUUACAAUAAUUUGUUGCAGAUUUGAGUUUACAUGUCGUCUUGUUCACGUAUUGGGAAUGAUGAGUAGCUAGAGCACAUGGGCUGUGUAGUUUGAUGGGAUGGCACACCCUUAGAAUCACAUGAUAGGUGAUUGGUGGAGAGGCUUUAUGAUGAACACACUUAUGGCGUUGGCAGCGCAAAGGCACAUUCGGUCAAUGCGCGGAGCAUCCCAUCGCUGAAGACACCACUUACAGUGCCAAGGACCAUUUUAUAUCCAAGGUGGUCAAUAGUGUAUUUUGCAAGUUGCAGGGGAGGAAUACGCGCUGGAGAGCAAGUCUCCGAAGUCGAGGAUAUUAUAGGUAAUGCCGAGACACUUGUUUUCUUCUUCUUAUUUACUUAGUAAAGUUUGUAUCCUACUCGCAGGUAUUCAUAAUAUAAGUAGAUACGAUUUAAAGCCUAUCUGUAGCCGAAUGUACGGCGGCUUUGUGAAUAAACACAAUUUUAAUUGUUCUAUACUAUUUUUUUCCCCAAGUAUGUUCAAUACACUGAUUUGCUUACGGAACAGGUGGAUGAGCGCUGGGAAAGUGACAAGAAUAAAACUUGUCUGAACAUGACAAUGCAGUUGUGUACAGUAUGUGGUUUCAACAGUUUCUCAGCAUUCCACAAGUAUCUAAGCACUUGGCAUGUAGCUUUAUUUAAAUAAAGUAGUAGUGGUUGUUUUUCUCAA
This is a messenger RNA of Oncorhynchus nerka (sockeye salmon), 4258 nucleotides long. It is a transcript of the gene olfml1, whose product is annotated as olfactomedin-like 1. Lineage: Eukaryota; Metazoa; Chordata; Actinopteri; Salmoniformes; Salmonidae. The record is from RefSeq and is a predicted model, not a curated record. Bases 239 to 1420 code for a protein of 393 amino acids. Gene Ontology annotation, biological process: signal transduction. The transcript is spliced from 3 exons.